Messenger RNA from Malurus melanocephalus (red-backed fairy wren), 778 nucleotides. RefSeq names its product transmembrane ascorbate-dependent reductase CYB561. The record is from RefSeq and is a predicted model, not a curated record. Gene Ontology annotation, molecular function: oxidoreductase activity. Gene Ontology annotation, cellular component: lysosomal membrane. The transcript is spliced from 3 exons. NCBI's taxonomy places the organism in Eukaryota, Metazoa, Chordata, Aves, Passeriformes, Maluridae. Bases 1 to 363 code for a protein of 120 amino acids.
AUGCAGUGGCUCCUGGGCUGUGGAUUUUUUCUGUUCCCCGGUGCCUCCUUCUCUCUGAGAGCACGCUACAAACCCCAGCACGUGUUCUUUGGCAUCGCCCUCUUCAUCCUGUCCCUCACCUCCUGCUUGCUGGGCAUCACUGAAAUGCUCCUCUUCAAAAUCAGUGAUUCCUACAGCCACUUUGUGCCCGAGGGCGUGCUGGCCAACACCCUGGGAGUGCUGCUGGUGGCCUUCGGGCUGCUGGUGGCCUAUGUGGUGACACGAGAGGAGUGGCGGCGCCCGCCGCUGGCCGAGGAGCUGGCCCUGUCCAUGGACUUCAAAACCCUGACGGAGGGAGAGAGCCCCAGUGGUGGCAGCCAGUGACAUCCCCAGCUCCUGGUGAUGUCUGCAACGUUCCUGUGCACCGUCCUUGGUGGUCUGAAUCUGCCCAGCCCAGGGUGAUGGGGACAGAUAGGGACGCUUGGUGCCACGCUGCMCGCUGGAUUCAGCCUCGCUUGGCCUUCAUCAUCCUCAGCUCAGCCCUGCCCAGCCCCUGGUGACCCCUGAGUGCUGUCAGGGGCAUGAAGGAGAGGGCUCUGCCUGCUCUUGGGACAACCAAAGCUCACAGGCAUUCCCAGUUUCCACUGGGAUGUGCCACUCACGAGCAGCCCCUUCCCCAAAGGGCUCCGGGGGGUUCAGACCCCACACCUGAGCAGGUUCAGCAGCUUUAUGCCUCAAAUGUUUUCUCCCCAUGCAUGAUGUGUUUGCUCAGUGGAUGCUCCCAGCCUAAUAAAUGUUU